AUGGCCUCAAUACCUUGGCUCUAUUUUAUAGCUGCUGCUGUUAGUGGUAUCGCAGCCCACUUGUGUGCCUUCAUACACGGAGACUGGCACUUGCACAUUCCUCAUGUCAUCUUCGCUCAUUGUGCUGGCUAUGCGUUACUUUUACUCAAACUUAGAUAUCAGGAAUUCAGUAUCAUAGACUCGCUCCAGGUAUCGACUGUCUUAUCUGCAUGUUAUCUUUUGUUUUUAUUCACCAGUAUCAUCAUAUACCGCGUCGUCUUCCAUCGAUUGCGAAGCUUCCCGGGGCCUCGUCUUGCAGCAGCUACCAAACUUUGGAGUAUAUGGAAAACGAGGGAUUCCAGGAACCACCUCUUGAUGCAACGGUUAUUUGAGCAAUAUGGACCAAUAGUCAGAACUGCUCCGAAUGAGCUCACGGUUUUCCAUCCUGAAGGCGUCGAACUCGUGAAAGGUGGAAAAAACGGAACAGAUCAGUACCACGGAAAGGGUGUUUGGUAUGAUCUGAUUCAUCCCAAAACAUCGGUUGUGUUCAACCGUAAGCCUGUAGAGAACGCCGUUCGUCGUCGUCCUUGGGAUCGAGCUGUUUCACCCGCAAGUCUUAGAACUUAUGCGGCAAAUAUAGUGGCCCCCGCUUCGGAAGUUCUGAAUUUCGUUUCCAAUGCCCAAGGCGAACCCGUCAGUAUCAAUGACCUUAUGACAGGACUUAUCUUUGACUUCAUGAGUGUGAUCGUCUUUGGUGAAGUCUCUAGCAAAGCCGAUGCAGAAGAGCAACUCAGCACGUUACUUAAACUCAAAGGGGCACUCGUUGUACUAGCACCGUGUGGAGACAGCGUCUGGCCAGCCCUUUUUGCCUUCAACUUUCUUCGAUUCUUGAAACCGGUUCAAAGCUGGCUAGGUCUUGUAGAGUCCUGCCGCUCACGUAUGCUGAAACGAAUGAAUAAAAAAGACAAUGAAGUCGAUGUUUCAAGCUUUUUCCUCAAAGAUUACCACGAUUCGACUGGGAUAAUUAGUCUUGAGAAACGUCAGAAUGCACUCCUCGGAAACACUAUCUCUGCACUGGUUGCUGGUAGUGAUACCGCACGCGCUGCCAUGAUUGGGAUAUUCUAUUUCCUGUGCAAAUACCCGGCAUAUGCGGACAAAAUUUAUGAGGAAUUAAAGAAUGUUGAUGAAAAAGAUUCGACAGUACUCGCAGGCAAGCCAUUCUUGAAUGCUUUUAUAAAAGAGGCUUUGCGUGUAGCGCCCCCCUCGAUGACUGGUCUUGCUCGAAUCAUAGGUCCACAAGGCUUGUGGAUUGACAAUACCUUCAUUCCACCAGGUGCCCAAGUUACUGCACCAUACUACAAUUCGCAUCGCUUAUCUUCUGCAUUUCAAGAUCCAACCGAAUUCAUCGCGGAACGUUGGACAAGCCGACCAGAUCUUAUCAAAGACAAGCGCGCAUAUGCCCCAUGGGGUGCUGGUCAGCAUAUCUGCCCUGGAAAAGCACUCGCUAAUGUGGAAUUGCGUUAUGUCACAGCACUUUUCGUCAAGACAUUCAAGAUCAAGUUCGCACCGGGUCACGACCCGGAGAAAUUUUGGACAGAUAUGCUGGAUCAAGUGACAAUGCAGCCGGGAGAUAUUUGGUGUGUGUUUGAGCCACGAAACUGA
Messenger RNA from Botrytis porri, 1641 nucleotides. RefSeq lists its product as uncharacterized. Gene Ontology annotation, molecular function: monooxygenase activity; iron ion binding; oxidoreductase activity, acting on paired donors, with incorporation or reduction of molecular oxygen. Lineage: Eukaryota; Fungi; Ascomycota; Leotiomycetes; Helotiales; Sclerotiniaceae. The transcript has 6 exons. The coding region runs from base 1 to 1641 and encodes 546 amino acids. The record is from RefSeq and is a predicted model, not a curated record.